AUGUCCGCGGCCCCAUUACAGGUGGUUAAUGAGCGACAACUCAACACACGGACGGCGCAUAUAUAUACACCCACAAGGACGACGGGCGGCAAAGAAAAUUUACAUUUAAGUGGAAGCAAACGUGCUGACCAGCUCCACGAUCAGCACCGGCAACCUGCACCAAAGAAGAAGAAGGAAAAGCUUUCUGCACUCUGUAAGACACCACCAUCACUAAUCAAGACCAGAGGCAGAGACUAUCAUAGGGGCCAUUUCCUUGGUGAAGGGGGGUUUGCAAGAUGCUUUCAAAUCAAGGAUGAUUCUGGUAAGAUAUUUGCGGCCAAAACAGUAGCGAAAGUCUCUAUCAAAUCUGAAAAAACCCGGAAAAAACUGCUGUCAGAGAUUCAAAUUCACAAAAGCAUGAGACAUUUCAAUGUUGUACAAUUCGUUGACUGCUUUGAAGACGACACUAACGUUUAUAUUCUGCUAGAAAUAUGCCCCAACGGCUCUUUGAUGGAUCUAUUAAAGCGGCGAAAAGUUCUGACAGAACCCGAGGUGAGAUUUUUUACAACACAGAUCAUCGGUGCUGUGAAGUACAUGCAUAGCAGACGUGUCAUUCACAGAGAUUUGAAACUAGGCAAUAUCUUUUUUGACAAGCACUACAACUUGAAAGUUGGUGAUUUUGGACUGGCUGCUGUCCUGGCCAACGACAGAGAGCGGAAAUUCACUGUAUGUGGUACGCCAAACUAUAUUGCACCCGAAGUUCUCACGGGAAAACAUACAGGUCACUCCUAUGAAGUUGACAUAUGGUCAUGUGGCGUUAUGCUUUAUGCCUUACUGGUAGGUAAGCCACCAUUUCAAGCUAAGGAAGUAAACAUAAUCUACGAGAGAAUCAAAAACGGCGAUUAUAUCUUCCCAAAGGAAAAGCCCAUCUCUAAUGAUGCUACGACGCUAAUUAAGGAUUUACUAUCGAUAGAUCCAUUAGAGAGACCCUCUCUUGACGAAAUAAUGGAUUAUGUCUGGUUUAGGGGCCUCUUUCCCCCACGAAUUGACUCUAGUGUUUUGACUGCUACGCCCCUGUUUGAAGACCUUGAUUUGAAACAGUCGUUGCGAAAUUUUAAGGCAUGUAUGACACAAUCCGGAUUGGUCUCAGGGUCGUCUUCCUCUACUAAAGAUCCAAUCAAGUUAGUCAAAAACGAUCUUGAACAAGAGAGAAGCAGAACGAUACUACCUCACUCCUUAUCACCUGGUGGUACAAAGAAUAAAUAUCAAGAAGUUGUGGACCUAGAUGCUCAAAAAAAGUUGAAUGACUUGGCCCGUGAAGCCAGGAUGAGGAGGGCUCAGCAAGCUACAAUUAAAAAAGACUUAAUUGCUACCUCCACAAAUGCCAUCAAAUCUGAAAUCUCAUUGAGGAUACUGGCAAGUGAAUGCCACCUAACGCUGAAUGGUAUCUUGGAAGCAGAAGCGCAAAAGCGAAUGGGUGGAUUACCCAAAUCAAGACUGCCGAAACUGAAAAAUCCUAUUGUGGUAACGAAAUGGGUAGACUAUUCCAAUAAGCAUGGAUUUUCAUACCAAUUAUCAACAGAUGAUAUUGGAGUAUUAUUCAACAACGGAACAACGGUUCUCAGGCUAGCCGAUGCGGAAGAGUUUUGGUAUAUCAGUUAUGAUGAACGAGAAGGUUGGGUCGCCAGUCAUUAUAACUUGAUGGACAGACCACAAGAACUGGCAAGACACUUAGAAGUGGUGGAUUUUUUUUCGAAGUACAUGAAGGCGAAUUUGAGCAGGAUCUCGACUUUCGUUCGCGAGGAAUAUCACAAAGACGAUGUUUUCCUUCGAAGAUACACUCGCUACAGACAGUAUGUGAUGUUCGAACUAAGUGACGGGACAUUCCAAUUCAAUUUCAAAGACCAUCAUAAAUUUGCAGUCUCUGAGGGCGGAUCCCUGAUAACAUACAUUUCCCCUGACCGAGAAAGCUACACUUACCCUACAGUGGAGCUUUUGAAGACCGGGGAAAUACCCGGGUGUCCAGAUAUCGAUUUUACCGACAAGCUUUUCUUGAUAAAAGAAGGUCUGAAGCAGAAAUCUGCUAUCGUUUCUAAUACGCAGGCACAGUUGUAG
This is a messenger RNA of Lachancea dasiensis, 2094 nucleotides long. Lineage: Eukaryota; Fungi; Ascomycota; Saccharomycetes; Saccharomycetales; Saccharomycetaceae. The record is from the annotation of a GenBank genome assembly.